Messenger RNA from Nerophis lumbriciformis (worm pipefish), 2661 nucleotides. The record is from RefSeq and is a predicted model, not a curated record. Lineage: Eukaryota; Metazoa; Chordata; Actinopteri; Syngnathiformes; Syngnathidae.
AUGUUGUUCUGGGCUGUGUGGAGUAUAAUUUUGUUGCUGAUUCCACUGGAUUCUGCAGAAAAAGAGAAUGAGGAUAUCCGAGCAGGCUGCAGCACAGCAGUGAAUGACUUGGUCUUUAUUGUUGAUGGGUCGUGGAGUGUUGGGGUUGCGGAUUUCGAAACAGCCAAGCAAUGGCUUAUCAACAUCACCAGCCAGUUUGACAUCAGUUCUCACUAUACACAGGUGGCUGUAGUCCAGUACAGUGACACUCACCGUUUGGAGAUCCCUCUGGGAAAACAACAAAGUGCUGCAGAACUCAUUCAAGCUAUAAGAGGCAUCACUUACAUGGGAGGCAACACACAGACUGGCAGAGCCAUUAAGUUUGCUGUGGACCAUGUUUUCGCCACAUCCCAGCGAGCCAGCCAAGUCAAGAACCGCAUUGCUGUUGUGGUUACAGAUGGCAAAUCCCAAGAUGACGUAAUGGAUGCCAGUAUAGAGGCAAAAGCUCAAGGCAUUACCGUGUUUGCAGUUGGAGUCGGUAAUGAGAUCACAAAUUCGGAGCUUAUAUCUAUUGCAAACAAACCAGCUUCCACCUAUGUGCUGUAUGCUGAAGAUUACACCACCAUUGAUCGUAUUCGAGACUCUAUGGAGCAGAAACUCUGUGAAGAAUCUGUGUGUCCCACAAGAAUACCAGUGGCAUCUCGAGAUGAAAAAGGCUUUGAGCUAAUGGUGGGCAUGAAUAUUGAGAAAAAAGCAAAGAAAAUUCCUGGCUCCCUAGUGUCCGAGAAUGCCUAUGUCCUUACUACCGCAAAUGAUAUUACUGAGAACACCAGAGAAAUUUUCCCAGAAGGCCUUCCACCAUCUUACGUAUUUGUAGCCACUAUUCGUCUAAAGGGGAUUGCUCAAAGCUUGACCUUUGACCUCUGGAGAGUGCUAUCUAAGGACAGAAAGAUCCAGGCUGCAGUGACGCUAAACGGAAAGGACAAAACUGUCACCUUUACCACGACUAAAAUACCAAACAAGGAGCAGCAGAUUGUCUUCAGUAUGGGAUUUGAGGAUCUAUAUGAUGGGAUGUGGCAUCAGCUUAAACUCCUAGUAAGACCUAGCCAAGUUACCAGCUUCCUUGAUGAUCAACGACUUGAGGAAAUCACACCGGAGCCAAUGGAGCCCAUUUACAUCAAUGGGAAGACACAGGUGGCAAAGAGGCGUGGAAUAGAUGUCACCGUCCCUUUGCAAAUCCAGAAACUGCGUCUGUACUGUGAUCCUCUUCAGAGUGAGAGAGAGACAGCUUGUGAGAUCUUCUAUGUGGAUGAUGAAAGGUGUCCUCUGGAUCGAAAAGCCACGAUUGCAGAAGUUGAAGGCUCCAAUGGUGUCGUUGGACCUCCUGGGCAGCGUGGCCCGCCAGGACUCAUGGGCGAGAAAGGGGAAGCAGGACCACCCGGAGCUGAUGGUAAGCCUGGUGAAACAGGAAAUCCUGGCCCUCCUGGAUUGAUGGGGAAGAAGGGGAACGAUGGCUUACCAGGACCAAGAGGACUGCCUGGAAUCAAGGGUGACAGCGGGACGACUGGAUUCUCUGGACCUCAGGGUCUUCCUGGAGAGAGGGGUGAGCCAGGACCUCCAGGAGAGGCAGGACUAAAGGGAGAUCCUGGUACUGUUGGAGCUCAAGGAGUCCCGGGUGCUCAGGGACCUCAGGGAGAAGCAGGUCCACGGGGACCUCAGGGUGAAACGGGCUUGCAAGGACCACCUGGCAUUCAAGGACCAUCGGGCAACUGCGGUGAUUCACAGGUUACCGGUAAUGCUUGUCUUGGCUCACCAGGGCAGAAGGGCGCAACGGGAGAGCCAGGUUUUCCAGGCCUACCAGGUGCUCCUGGGCAUCCAGGAUACAAAGGUCAUUGGGGAGAGAUGGGUGCCCCUGGCCCAAAAGGAAAUAAGGGGGACCGCGGGAGAGAUGGAGAGGCUGGUGUUCCUGCAAUGCCUGGCCAAGCGGGACCCAGGGGAAGGGAAGGAGAGAAAGGCUUGAAAGGAGAUGAGGGCCCUAAGGGGGCUGAAGGAAAGAAAGGGGAUAUGGGCCACAAUGGCCACAGGGGUGCUGUUGGUCCAAGGGGAUUUCCUGGUUUAGAUGGGUUGCCGGGUCAACCGGGUCAGCCUGGAUUUCCUGGAAAGCCAGGCAAGUCUCCAUCAGAUGAGCAUCUUGUAAAGCUCUGCACUGAUGUCCUCCGUAGUCAACUUCCUGCACUUCUCCAGACCAUGGAUAGAUCAGCAAUGUGUGAACCCUGCGAUAUUGUGAAGGGCCCCCCUGGUGAGACAGGUGCCCCAGGACCCAAAGGCUCCAUGGGAAUCCCUGGUUAUCCUGGCAGAACUGGCUCUCCAGGUUAUCCAGGGACUCCUGGAUUGCAAGGUGCUCCGGGCCUCAAAGGUGAAAUAGGACCAAGAGGGUUCAAGGGUAGCAAAGGUGAGGGUCAACAGGGGCGUCCAGGACCAUCAGGACAGAUGGGGGCUCGAGGUCCUCGUGGCUUUGAUGGAGUUGGACAACCAGGCAACCAGGGAAUUCCUGGGAAACCAGGACCCCCUGGAGAUCCCGGUAAAAGGGGUAAUCCAGGGACACCGGGGAUAUGUGACUUAUCCAUGUGUUAUCAGACCUACAACCUAAGGGAACGUUACAGCAAAGGACCCAAUAUCUGA